Sycon ciliatum is the source of this 2634-nucleotide messenger RNA. RefSeq names its product sphingosine-1-phosphate phosphatase 2-like. Gene Ontology annotation, biological process: sphingosine metabolic process. The coding region runs from base 483 to 1832 and encodes 449 amino acids. The record is from RefSeq and is a predicted model, not a curated record. The transcript has 6 exons. Gene Ontology annotation, molecular function: sphingosine-1-phosphate phosphatase activity. Lineage: Eukaryota; Metazoa; Porifera; Calcarea; Leucosolenida; Sycettidae. Gene Ontology annotation, cellular component: endoplasmic reticulum membrane.
CGAUACUACACUUGCUGUGAGUACUGUAGUAUGGCCGUGAUUCUUGACCAGCUGACAGAGCGCACUUUUCGUGCUCAAUGCAUGCAGGACACAAUUUGAGGGGAAAGCUGUAUGUAAUCCUAGUCGAUCUCCCGAACGUUACUUCCUCCAGUUUCUGACUGUGUGAAUACUACACGCAUUUCGUUUUUCGUGCCGUAAUUCAUCGGUGUCGUUGACCAGUAGGCAGUACAGUUUGGAUGCACUGCUGUUUCAUGCGUAUUUUUUAAAAACGUUUGAACGUUGGGCAGUGACUUUGCGUCAACAGUUUCUCACAUCCGCUGAGGAUGCAAGGGAGUGUUCUUGUGCAGUAGCACCGUGCAUAAUUAUUAUAAUCGCAGCAGGAUAGUUGUCUCGAAACUAGCAAGAAGUCUCGGAUGAAAGACGUGAGGUCUGUUGAGUGCUGAUCUUGUUCUGGCUGACAAGCCAGUCUUGGAAAAUCAGUCAUGUCAAUGUCGUGGCUCUGGGAUCCACACGCCGUGGCGAAAUUCCAGCGCUUCUGCGGAAAGGAGCGGAUCCCAAUUGAGGUCGCCACUGGCAACGGAAAAUCUGUGCAGGUGGCCGGGACGGACACGCGAAAUGGCAGUGCCAGUGCAAGUGGACAUGGGCUUCGUAGAUCUACGCGGCACGGUGACAGCUCAACAUCGACGGAGAACGACGCUAGCACUAUCCGAUCAAACGGGCAUGCUAACGCCAGUAACGGGCAUAGUGUGGAUGUACAGUCCAAUGGCAAUGGUCGUAAUGGAACAGUAUCACCGUCAGCUAACUGCAGCCACACUGCUGAUGACGCAACACAGCAAGACACACAACAGCCCAAGACCAAAAUCAUCCACAAGUAUCCUGUGGUUAAGGCCAUCUUCCACAUGGCAUCCAUGGUUGGCGAGGAGGAGUUCUUCAUUGCCUUCCUGCCAAUCAUGUUCUGGAACUUUGACUUCUUUGUCGGACGGCGCGUCGUCUUGCUCUGGUUCUUUACAAUGUACCUGGGCACGGCUCUGAAGGACAAGAUACAGUGGGAGCGGCCGGACCCGGCCAUAGUUCUGCGCGAGGCGAACGACGAGCACUGCCAGGAGUUUGGCAUGCCGUCCACACACACCACCAGUGGUGCCAUCCUCGCCUGGGGCUUGAUCUAUGUCUCCUACUUUCGCUAUGAGUUCUCUUUGUUGCCAGCUACUCUGGUAGUUCUGCCCAUGGUGCUGUGUAUGGGAAUCAGCCGCGUCUACUCUGGCCACCACACACCAUUGGAUGUGCUUGGUGCGUUCAGCCUGGUAGCGUGCAUCAUGCUGGCUGGUUCAGUGCUGCUGGAGCCGCUUGACUCACUCUACAUGACGCCAUCGCUGAUAGGUCCUAUCUCCGCUCUGGUUACGGGAUAUCUGGGAAUCUUGCUCUAUCCCCAUCCUGCUGUUAUCCGGUCCUCGUCCAAGGACAUGCCCACGAUCAUUGCCGUCUUUUUGGGCUUCUACAUUGGACUAUGGAUGUCUGUGGGUACACUCAAUCCCCUUGACAAUCGUCACCUUGAGCCAUUCCAACUGCCAUCGCCAGACAGGCAUGAAAUUGUAGCAGGACUGCUGCGGUAUAUAGCUGGCGUAUUCUUGCUGCUGGUGGUCCGGAUGGUCCUGAAGUCAUCGUCAAUCAAGUUUUUCUCUAAGUACGCCGAUCCUACACAGGGACCAGCCAAGGAACAACUUCCUGUUGUGAUCCGUUACCGGCUUGUAACGUAUGGAGGUACUUGCAUGGCCUGCACAGCACUGGGCCCGCUCUGGUUCAGGCUGCUUGGAAUUCCUACCCAGGAGCCAUAGUGCAGCAUGCAUUGCAGUCACAUCUGUUUGCUGUUUCCGCCUGGGAGCGUGCAGCGUUCGUUCUAAUUCAUCCUUGUACGGAGGACAGUGCUGGGCUAUGUUUCUGCCCCGCGAUUUUUAAUCCGAAUAUUGCGUAUUUGCAAUGACGCUGGUUUGUUUUGAUGUGUGCUGGUCGCAAUUUUGGUAUGUACACUAGAAAUUUGAUGUUACUGAUACAAGCAGUGUCACGCUUACUUGACCCCUUCCCAGCCCCAUGAAACUCUGUGUUGCUAGCCCACGCAUGCCAUUUUGCUGUGUAUGUUUUCGCAGAUGGCCCCAAAGCGCCAUCGUAAUUUAUACCUGCUGCUCUUUUUGGCUGAUUGUUUUGUUUUUAAUAGUGCAAAGCUGCUUGCCCGUAUCAUGCCCCUGCGGACUGCUGCAUCGUACAGUGCAGCUCAGUUGUGCCUUUGUGCAUUUUUUGUUUCAAUUUUUGGUACUGGGACAGUUCCAUGCCUGCCAAGUGCAUGCUUUGACCUAGUGCCGGGUCUCUGUAUGGUAGAUACUCAGCAGCGGCAGACUAGAUGCCACUAGAUAGGUGUACGUUUUACUGUAAGCCUUGAUGAUCAAGUAUGGCUUUGAGAUUUACUUACUUCUCUCUAACUCACAUGACCUAUCUCUGCACAAUAGUUUUGCCCUUGAAUUACUGACUGAUAUUCCAAGUUCUAUUACCAUCUUACAAAGCCUUAUUUACUUCUCCCUGUGACUGGAGCACGAAACUUUUUUUCUCUGAUAUUAAAUCCAUCUUGGCUUGUUUUCUUCUUUA